Daucus carota subsp. sativus is the source of this 3063-nucleotide messenger RNA. Its product is annotated as pentatricopeptide repeat-containing protein At2g01510, mitochondrial. The transcript is spliced from 2 exons. Gene Ontology annotation, biological process: RNA modification. The record is from RefSeq and is a predicted model, not a curated record. The coding region runs from base 83 to 2170 and encodes 695 amino acids. Gene Ontology annotation, cellular component: intracellular membrane-bounded organelle. Gene Ontology annotation, molecular function: RNA binding; zinc ion binding; protein binding. Lineage: Eukaryota; Viridiplantae; Streptophyta; Magnoliopsida; Apiales; Apiaceae.
AUAAAUUUCUUGGUACUAGUUGGUACAUGAGAUUUCUACCGUAAUAGUCAAAUCACAAAAUAUGAUGACAAAAUCAUAUUAGAUGAAUGCUAGGAACACGUUGCGCGAAGCCAUCGACUCACUAUACAAACACGGCCGAGCAACCACGGAAACAUACACUCGUCUCGUGCUUGACUGUGUUCGACAAAAUGACAUUCAACAAGCUAAGAGAUUACAAUCUCACAUGGACAUUCACUUGGAGCAACCCACGACCACUUUUGUACAUAAUCGUCUUCUUCAGUUUUAUGCGAAAUCUGGGUAUCUGUCAGAUGCACGCAACCUGUUUGAUAGAAUGUCCCAUAGAGACAUCUUCACUUACAAUGCUAUGCUUUCUGGGUAUUGUAAGUUGGGUUCUGUUGACGAGUUAAAAGCGUUUUUUGAUGGAAUGCCUUGUCGUGAUUCGGUUUCUUAUAAUACGGUUAUUUCGGGGUUAGCUUCGAGUGGUUGUUGCAACGAGGCCUUGAAGGUUUUUGUUAGAAUGCAGAAAGAAGGGUUUGAGUUUACGGAUUAUACGCUUGUGAGUGUGUUGAACGUGUGUUCAAUGGUGAUGGAUUUGAGGCGUGGGAAAGAAAUUCACGGGAGGAUUUUGGUUGAUGGUUUUGGAGGGAAUGUGUUUGUGUGGAAUACUUUGGUUGAUAUGUAUGCUAAGUGUGGUCAUAUUGAUCAGGCUCGGUGGUUGUUUAAUCGAAUGGUGAAUAAGAAUGUAGUUUCUUGGAAUUUGAUGAUUUCGGGUUAUAUGAAACAUGGAAAACCUGAUGAAUGUAUUGGUUUAUUUCGGGAUAUGAAGGUGUCUGGUUUAAGGCCUGAUCAGGUUACGAUUUCAAAUAUUCUAGGAGCUUUCUUGCGAAUUGGAAAUAUGGAUGAAGCAGAGAAACUUUUUGCGGAGAUUAAGGAGAAGGACAAGGUCUCCUGGACAACAAUGAUUGCUGGUUAUGUGCAAAAUAAUAUGGAAGAAGAUGCUCUAAUAUUGUUUGGUCAGAUGCUAUCAGAGAAUAUAAAAGCUGAUAAGUUUACUAUCUCUAUUAUUGUAAGCUGUUGUGCUAGACUGGCCUCUUUGUAUCAUGGUCAGGCAGUUCAUGGAAAAGCUGUUCAUAUGGGGGUUGAUAAAGAUUUGCUAGUCUCCAGCACUCUCGUUGAUAUGUAUUCUAAAUGUGGAGAGACUACAGAUGCUUGGACUAUUUUUACAGCAAUGCCGUGUAAAAAUGUUAUCUCUUGGAAUUCCAUGAUAAUAGGGUAUGCGCACAAUGGAAUGGAUAUAACAGCCCUAGACCUCUAUGAAGAAAUGAUGCACCAGAAUCUGAAGCCAGAUUAUGUUACUUUUGUUGGUGUUCUGUCUGCAUGUAUGCAUGCAGGGUUAACAGAGGAAGGCCAGAGGUACUUCAAUUCCAUCAGAGGAUUGCAUGGAAUGACACCAACUUUGGAUCACUAUGCAUGCAUAAUCAAUCUCCUUGGUCGAUCAGGUCGUAUUGACAAAGCCGUUGCUCUAAUUGAAGACAUGGAACAUACCCCAAACAGCCUCAUUUGGUCUACCCUUUUAUCUGUUUGUAAGAUGUGUGGUGAUAUUAAAAAUGGGGAGAUAGCAGCAAAACAUCUCAUUGAAUUAGACCCAUUUAAUGCUGAACCAUAUGUAAUGCUCUCCAACAUGUAUGCCACUGAUGGAAGAUGGAAGGAUGUUGCAGCGAUUAGAUCGCUAAUGAAAAACAAGAAAGUUAAAAAGUUUGCAGCCUACAGUUGGAUUGAGAGUGGUGGUAAGUUUUAUAAGUUUGUAUCAGAAGAUCGAAGUCAUCCUGAAUCAAAAGCCAUUUAUCUACAGUUGAACGAACUGGUACGCAAGCUACAAGAAUCUGGCUUUAUUCCUGAUAAAAGCUUGGUUCUGCACAAUGUCGGCGAAGAUGAGAAAUUCGAAGCAAUAUGCUACCACAGUGAGAAAUUAGCUCUUGCAUUUGGAUUGAUUAAAAAUCCCCAAGGAAAACUACCCAUAAGGAUAUUGAAGAAUAUACGUGUUUGCAGCGACUGCCAUGCCUUUAUGAAGUUUGUGUCUAACAUUAUUGAACGACCAAUCAUUUUGAGGGAUUCCAAUCGAUUUCAUCAUUUUGUUGGAGGACACUGCUCUUGCAAGGACCUAUGGUGAUGCCUCAGAGUCUACUAGAACAAAAAAAAUUUCAGAAAAUAGUAAAACAUACCAGCAUUCCAAAGUGCAGUGCACUUUAUCAGCUUCUAGCAUUUUGUGGUUGUGCAGCUAGCCACUCUAAAUUUCCCUCGGGUGUUUCCACUGGACUUGAAAUUCACCUAGUUGGGAACCGAUGGCAGAAUCAUUUGAGAUGCAUUGACAAGAAAAAUUCUUGAUUACACCUCAAGUCCAUGCAGAUAAAUAUUUCUAUCUACUCCUUGAAAAUCUUCCUCAUAACAUAAGCAUCCUCCCCAUCCGCAUAAUACUUGCCCUCCGAAUCAUAAACUCCGUGUACAGAUUAAACGCAGGCUGAUUGCUCUCCAGGACAUGCAACGAAACAUACUCCGUGCCAAACACAUGUUCCAUCGCGCUAUGAGCAGCCAUCAUCAGCUUAGUAGGAAGACGAAGUUUUCGAUGACUUCUGAGAAAAGCUAAAGAAGUGAUAUGACCGUGACACUCGGAUGUUGCUUCUUCUUCCAUUUCGGCUGAGACAUAUCCCACUAUCUUGCCGUUGUAGUCUUCUGCAACAUAGAGGAGCUGCCGCCAAGAAAUGAUGUGGUACAAGUAGAUUUGAAGCUGGUAAUUCCCCGGCAAACAGAAUAGAUUGCAUGCUUGCAUGGCUAAGAGGUCGUUGAUGGUGGCUCAUCGUAUGCACACCAUGUUUUUACAAGCUUGAGUUAGAUGCUGUUUUAUUGACUAAUCUUAGGCCGCCAGCUCUACCUGCUAAGAGUCUGUUUUGGAGUACUUUAAAAAAAUUGCUGGUGUAGAAAUCAGUUUGCUGUUUUAUAUAUAUAUUUUUUGAUAUUUAUAUAUUUUGAUUUUUGAGUUAUCAUAUGAAAAUUUAUUUUUUAUGA